GGGGGAUGCAAACUUGGAAGGGGGCAGAGAACUGACAGAGGUUGGAGCGGAAGCUUAGAGCUUGAAGGAAAAGAGAAAGCCGAGCAGUGUCUAAGAUUUGCGAGCCCCAAACCCAAAAGCGGCGGCGUGGGAAGAUUAGAGAAAGCUCGGGAGCGCAGCCGUAAGGGGCAGAGAAGGGAAAACGCCUGAGGAAGUAUGGAAGAAAGACUACAAUCCCCAUCAACCCCUCGGGAUCGGAGGGGCAGCGCAUGCGUGAGGGGCGGCCCCCAACUCCCCCAGUGAGGGAGGGAGGCCGGGAGGGAGGUCCCCGGCGACCGCUGCCGGGGCUGGGAGUCCGCUGCCGCGGGACCCGUGUGCGCUGGGGCACCGCGGCCGAAAGCGGGCUCGGCUUGCAGCGGCCACUGGCUGGCGUGGGGCCGGCCGUGCGCGGCCGCGGAGCAGAGCCGGCCGUGGGGCAGGGGCGCGGGGUCCAGAGCUGGGCUCGGGAGUGGCGAGGCGGAGAGGUCGCCCUCUCCGAAGCUGCAGCCCCGGCGUUUGCAGCGGAGAGAGGGAUGCGUGCGCGCUGAGAUCCCCGGCCACCCCAAAUUCCAACGGAGAGAAGCGAGGAUGGAUGAGCGAUGGUGGGAAGGACACCUGGCAUUGGAUAUCCACUGUACGCUCAGAGAGAAGGAGCUGAAGCUGCCUGUCUACAAAGCCCAGUCCCCUCUCCUUGAGAGCCGAAGGUAUUUUGUUGACUUAGUUUCUGUCCUCAGCAACCAUUGCAAAAUCUGCCCCACAGCCAGACACCUGGCUGUCUACCUGUUGGACCUCUUCAUGGAUCGAUACAACGUGACUGCAAAGCAGCUGCAUAUCGUGGCCAUAGCCUGUUUUUUGCUCGCAAGUAAAUUUGAAGAGAAGGAGGACCGAGUGCCAAAACUGGAACAGAUGAACAGCUUGGGCCUCCUAUGCAACCACCAGCUGGUGCUGAGUAAGAAGGAACUUCUCCAGACAGAGCUGCUCCUCCUGGAAGCUUUUGGAUGGAACCUCUGCAUGCCGACCCCAGCCCACUAUGUGGAUUACUACCUCUUGUUCUCUCUUGGGGAGAAGGACCUCUGCAACAACUGGCCCAUCUUCUCUUUCUCGAAAACCAAAGGUUUCUUGGAGAAAUAUGCCCACUACUUUCUGGAAAUCUCAUUACAAGAUCAUAUUUUUCACAGCUUCCCACCAUCUAUGGUAGCUGCAGCCUGCAUUGGGGCCUCUAGGAUUUGCCUGCAGCUCUCUCCCACCUGGCCCAGAGACCUGGAGAGAAUAUCACACUAUUCUAUGGAGCAGAUCAGUUCGUGUGUUAAAGUCAUGCUGUUGGCUUUUGACAGUGACUUCAAGGAUUCCAACAAAGUGAAGAACCAACCACUAACCCUGCAGCCCCAGGUGUUAGUGCCCAGCACACAUCAGGCUCCUACCCAGGUGCUCUUCCAACAGCCAGCCUUCCACCACCCCCUGUCCCAGCCCCCAGCUACUCUGCCCCAUAUCCAGGCCCCUGUGCAAGACUUGUGCUCAGCCUAUCGUGACACGCUCCAGCCCCACCAGUCUGGGAGCUUGCUCUCUGGAAGCACCGGCCCCUCUCUGUACCACCCUUAUUCUGCCCUCCAGCCUUCAGCCGUCCAGGCUGUCACCAUCCCCGGACCCCUCCCCAGACAGAUUGGGGCAGAAGCAAGACACUGCAUCUCUAUGGCCUAUGGGAGUAGCUACUUCAGUGGACAUCAUUCAUUCCCAGCUGGAUGUUUUGACAGAUAAAGUAAAGCCUCUCCAAGCUCGAGGCCUGAGUGGAAGAAGGAACAAACAGGGGAAUCUCAUGUUGCUUGGGCCUUCAGCUGCAGAACUUGGUUAUUUUUUUAAGGCCCUUCUCCCCAGGGUCUUGUUGAAGCACUGACUUAGGGGACUAUUGCCCUUUUUAAAACUGUGAGAGUGGAAAAAUGCAAUAACAUACCUCACCAAGAACAUUUCCUUCUGAAAACCUGGUUGUAUAGAGAUGGCUUCCAGUGCAGGGACUCCAGGGAAUCAGAAGGACCUGGCUGGUGGCCAGACUACCUGACUCUGGAUAGACUACUAGUCAAAGAAUAUUUCCUGUUUUUAUUGUUAAAAAAGACUUUAUUUCUUAUCAAUGGCAGCUAUACCACUGUAAAAUGACACUGAGAAGUUGUUUGAUUCUUCUAGAAAAUGCCAAGAAUGUUGGUGCAGGUUUUUCUUGGCUUGGAUGUCAAAUGUAUGUUUGUUUCUGUUUUUAUUGUUUAGAUUUGUCACUGUUUUGUUGUUAUCGUUGUUUUAAUAGAGAAACACAUCUGAAUACCUGCCUUCUGGGAUUGGGUGGAUGGGUCCCUUUUUAACUUUUUUUUUAAACCUCAAAUAUUGCUCUGCCUUGUAGGUAUUUAAAGAUGCUGCUGCCUCCUGAAGUGACUUAGCUUUUUUGCUCAGUAAGAUGUCUUGUUUACAAAUUAUAUCAGGGAUUUAAUGUUACUUGAAGGUUACUUAGGAAAAAAAAAAAAAUGUUUUGUCUGUGAGUGAUGCACUGCCCAUAAUGCUAAAGUGUUCUAAGUUGAACUAUCUUAUGGCUUGCUUACUAAAAACUGAUAGCUAGACUUUCUUUUUGUCAGAAAAAAAAAGAAAUAAUUAGCAAUUUCUAAGCUUUUUGUAGUUCCAGAUGGCCCCUAGACUUUCUGCUAGUGGAGUUUCCCCCGAUAAUAAUCAGCCCCUAGAUAAGAUCUUUGAAAAGUAGAUGACAGUUUUGUCCUCUGCUUCUAUAUAGGAUGAAAACCUGGCCUGGGUUUUUGUUUAUAUGAAGGAAAGAGAUGGAGCAUUUGUAAAAAUGCAGAGAUGUGUUUAUUCAAGGGGAUGAACGCUGUCAGAACAUUUGAUGUCAGAUUGGUCAGAUGGAAAGGGGCAGUAUUGGAGAAAGUUGGGAUACAUCUAGAGGGCAUUGAUGGGAAGUUUAUCAGGAGGGUUGUUCCACAGAGGAAGCCCUGAAUCACAUUAUAUCUGACAAUAUAAACAAUGUGCAAUAAUGUUUUUUUACUCUGACUUAUGUGGCCCAUGCCCAAUGUGUUCUUGGAGGGUUGGGAGGCAAGGUGAGAAAAAAGGUGGGGAAAGGAAAAAAUAAGAAGUUGGAUGUUGUCCCUCUAGCACCAUAUUAUGGUCCUUUCCUAAAGUAACUUUUAGGAGAAAUCAAUGACUUGUUUCCAACUUCUUUAAGACUACAACAGCAAAAACCCACCCCACCUUCCACCUUGGUGGGCACCAAAAGUUGGUUUCAAUCUAAUCUGAAUAACUUUUCUUGCAUAGAAAAGAUGAAGUUUUUAAUAAAAGGUAGGUUGAAGGUGGGCGGGGUAGAUGAAAACCAUAAAUAUCAAGCAAAAAUAAAGCCUUAGAAUGAUGCAACAUUAAGCAUUCCUCUUUGGGAAAUUUGUUUUUUUCUGAUCUGUUUUUAUAAUUUGAGAGCUUUGUCUGGUCUCUACACUAUUUUAUUGGGCAUCCUCUCAGGGUAACAGGUGUGGAGUUAAGGGCUGACAGCAGAACCCAGCAACCAGCCCCACCUUUUCUUCCCUUUGGUGAAACUCUCCCUCUCUCUUCUGCUUCCCCCACUGGUUCCUGGAGGAAAGCUCCCCACAAUAAACGGCUAACUGAU
Molecule: messenger RNA, 3658 nt
Organism: Sarcophilus harrisii (Tasmanian devil)
Lineage: Eukaryota; Metazoa; Chordata; Mammalia; Dasyuromorphia; Dasyuridae
Gene: CCNJL
Product: cyclin J like
Exons: 6
Coding region: 607-1773 (388 amino acids)
Biological process (GO): regulation of cyclin-dependent protein serine/threonine kinase activity; mitotic cell cycle phase transition
Cellular component (GO): nucleus; cytoplasm; cyclin-dependent protein kinase holoenzyme complex
Molecular function (GO): cyclin-dependent protein serine/threonine kinase regulator activity
Source: RefSeq, a predicted model, not a curated record